Molecule: messenger RNA, 1309 nt
Organism: Penaeus vannamei (Pacific white shrimp)
Lineage: Eukaryota; Metazoa; Arthropoda; Malacostraca; Decapoda; Penaeidae
Source: RefSeq, a predicted model, not a curated record
AGCCUCGAGACGAAAGCGGGCUCCGAGAACCACAUCGACGUGUGGUGAUCGCGAGGACGACGACGGGCCGAGUACCGCUGCGACGCCGUUAACUUCGCCGACACGCUCGCCACGUCCAUCGUCUUGUUCCUGCGUCCCGACUCAGAACUGACAACUACUUCAGAGCCAGAAAUAACAACAGUACUUACACCUACGCCGACGGUAACUGAAACAACAACAGAUGCAACUACAACAAGCACAAUAACAACAGAUGCUACAACAACAACAACAGAAACUACAACAACAGCAGCUCCAUCAACUACGACUACAGAGUUCUUCUAUGAAUACUACGUUGACGAGGUCCCGCCAUUUUCACGGUCUUCCGGACACGCCCAUCGAAGUGACCCAAGGUGCCUCGCUGAACGUGACCUGUGCCGCCGAGGGAACGCCCAUGCCCUACGUUCAGUGGGUGAAGAGAGACGAGAACUUGCAUCGCAUCAACAUGUCCGAACGUGUUUUGGGCGAGGCCAUCCUGGUUCUUGACGGCGUCUCGGACUCGGACUCCUACACCUGUGAGGCCGAGUCCGAGAGUGGGUUCGUGUCGAGGGAGAUCGACGUCCUCGCGCUGGGGCCGCCGCCUCCACAGAACGUGCGGCUGAGUUUCCUGACGGAGACGCAGGCGGCGAUCGCCUGGGACCCGGUGGAGGAAGCCAAGUUCUACACGGUGUUCAAGAACUACUCCUCUUCUCAGGGCGAGGCGGUGGACGUCUUCGAGAGCACUAUUUACACCUUCGCAGGUCUGGAGCCGUACACGAAAUACGAGUUCCGAGUGGCGGUGGUCACGGCCAACGACCAGAUAGCUCUGUCGGACUCCAUCUUCGCAAUCACUGGAGAUACAGCGCCCGACCAGCCCACGAUUGAGGGCCUCGACGCCGUGCUGAAGUUCUCCGUCGGGGACACCGUGAACCUCACGUGUUCCAGCGGAGGGGGUCUCUCGCCUCGGGUCAUGAGGUGGUUCAAGGACGGCGUGGAGAUGGCCAGCGCCGAGAGCAGCUCGGGCGUGGAGCUGAGCCUCGUCCUGCAGGAGGAGGACGACGGGGCCGAGCUGCUGUGCCAGGCGAAGAACUACGUGGCUGCGGUUAAUACCUCUGUGGUCGCCCGUAUCAAGGAAGGUGCGUAGCUUCUGAUGUUUUUUCUUCUGUUUUUGGAGUGAUUGAUGUUCUAGAGGAACUUUUGAAUUUGGUUGAAUGUGAAAAUACAUGUAUGACAUUUAUUUAGGAUAUCGAGAAAUGUCCUGAUGAUUUUUUAAGAAGCAUUAUAUCGCCAUAGA